Molecule: messenger RNA, 2222 nt
Organism: Toxorhynchites rutilus septentrionalis
Lineage: Eukaryota; Metazoa; Arthropoda; Insecta; Diptera; Culicidae
Product: jerky protein homolog-like
Exons: 4
Coding region: 209-1951 (580 amino acids)
Cellular component (GO): nucleus
Molecular function (GO): DNA binding
Source: RefSeq, a predicted model, not a curated record
UCGAAUGUCAUUCGCUAACCGGGGUGAAAUGUCAAACCUCAAAUAAAACUAGAUUUUGAUUGUACUGAAAAUAAAAUCGUGAGCUUGUGAACGUUCCAAUUUGGCCAUAAAGGUGGUUAACUGUAACGUCGUGUAAUUCGGUAAACCAAAGGUUUUCACUGAACGGCCUGAAAGUUUGGCAUUGAAUGCGACAACAGUACUUAUCACUAUGAAUAAUUCAUCCGGAUGGAAUGAAAAACGUAAGCAAAAAACGCUUACUUUAGCCGAGAAGGCAAGAAUUAUAGAAGAGUACGAAAGCGGUGGAGGUACGCAUGAGUUUCUUGGAAUAAAAUAUGGUGUUGGGUCAUCCUCUGUGACUCGAUUCAUUCAGCGUAAAAACGACAUACGAGCUAAACUUAAACAAUUCAGAGAGAAUGGAUUAAGCAGCCGAAGGACGAUGAAAGAGCAAAGUUUUCCUUUCGUGGAGGAGUCCUUAUAUGUAUGGAUGCUUCAACAGCAAGAAGCCAACAACAUUGUCCUCUCCGAAGUAUUACGGACCAAGGCAGAGUUGUUAUUCCAUGAGAUUCAGAAGUGUGGUCAUUAUGUGAAUCAACGAUUUAAAUUUUCGGAUGGCUGGAUGCGCAGAUUUAAACAGCGGUUUGGGUUGCAAGCUUCCGCUGACAUGCAAGCUUACCACAAUUUCAGAGAUAUUUUGGCGUCGAAGAUCGCUGAAAUGGAGUUGCUGAAAUCUCAGGUGUACACUGCUCAUGAAUCGUCAAUUUUCAUCAGAUUAUUAGCCUCAGGAAGUCGGCCACUCUCCAAUGAAAACAAUGUUUGUGAUCAUGGCCUGAACAAGAUGCGCUACACAUUCAUGCCAUGCAGUAACGCUGAUGGAACUAACAAACUUCAAUUGAUGUUUAUCGGGACCGAGGCCAACCCACGUUCGUUCCCAGCCAAAGAGAUGCUCCCAGUUUCAUAUUACCACUCAGAGAAAGCUUGGAUGACAAGAAAUUUGUUUCGGGAGUGGUUUUACAAUGAGUUUGUUCCGGCAGUAAGGAAGUUUUCCAGUGAGUGUUUCUUGGACCCAAAAGCGCUACUAGUACUGAGGAAUUGUACCGCUCAUUAUACAGGAAAAGACGAUUUGGUUUCGGAUGAUGGAUUAAUCAAGGUGAUUUAUCUUCCGCCGAAUGUCACCACAAUGUGUCAACCAAUGGACCAGGGAGUAAUCAACGCUGUCAAAGCACGGUAUAAGCGAAAACUUAUGCUUUACUUAUUGUUGGAAAAUGAGGAACUUAAAUUUGAGGACCGACUCAAGAAGAUAUCGCUACUGCAGAGCAUUGACUGGUUGUCCUCAGCGUGGAUUGAGAUCACACCGAGCACGAUUGAGAACUCCUGGGGGUGUCUCAUAGACCAGUUUCCGAUAUGUGAAACAGAAUCUGAUGAUCCUACUGAGCCUGAUUUGAAAGCUCUGGUCGCAGCCGUGGAUUCUCUAGCGGGAACCUCUACGACCAAUGAAGAGAUAGAGCUGUGGAUGAGCGAUCAGGUGUACGAUGUCGACAACAAUCCUGCAUGGCUUACAAGUGCGGCGUUCACGGAUCAAGAUAUUGUUGCUUCAAUAUUACGUGAAAAUAUUGCUCCUAUCAAAAAUUCAUUGGCAGACGAAUCAACCGAAACGGUUUUCGAACCACUGUUUGUGAGCGUUGAAGAGCUACCAGAAGAGCAAAGAGACCUGCCAGAAGAGACAAGAGACCUGUCAGAAGAGCCAAGAGGUAAUCCAGAAGUGCCAAGAGAUCCUGCUGAAGAGCCAAGAGACAUGUCAGAAGAUCCAACGUUUUGUGAUGCAAUCAAGUCUCUAGAUUGCUUAUUGCGAUACGUGAGGGAUGAUGCUGCAGAAGUAAUUUCUUUGAAAUUUCCAUAUUAUCUCAAAUAUCCUUCUUUUAUUUUAUGUUUGAGUGAAACUUCUCCACCGUGAAGAAUAAAAUCUAAUGACUACACCACACGACCUGCACGCAACACUAUGAAAUAAGCAGUAAUGACUACCGAGUUCAAACUUUUCAUCUGAACCUGCCGUCAUUCAAACACUUUUCUGCAUCUUUAAGUGCGACAUGGCAAACGCAGUCAGCUAUGUAUGAAGCGAUCACUACUACUAAUGAGUUGUCUUACGCGAAAAUGAUAUUUGAGGUUCAAAGUUUUCCACUGAACGAAGGCGAUGGAAACGAUAGAAAACACACACAUCAAUGUUG